AUCUUCUCCCCUAAACAUCCGAACAACAAAUCUUCUUCACUACUUUGAUAUACAUAUUUCAGAGAUGGCGUGGCCAUAUCCCUGAGGUAGUCUAGUUGCCCACGCUAUUUGCCCCAUUCAACGAGAGAAACUUGAACAGAGGACGCAAUUGCUGGGAUACAUUUAACACCAUUAGUGGCGGACCGACCACUCGAACUAAGGAAGCUGUAAGGACUUGGAGACCAGAACUGUCUCUAUUGAAGACUUCAGUGUGCCUGGGCUUGGUACCGGAAAGCAGAAUUCAUUAGAAAUUGCUUGGAAACUGUAGAUACUCGGUAAGCAUCUGCAACGUAGGAUACCCCGCGAGGAGUGCCGUGAUGAUACCAUGUACUGACUAUAUAGAAGGUUGUUAAUACAGCCACUCUCAGAGAACCCUUUCCUGCGAACAUACAAACACAUACACAUGGCUUCUAUUGCCCCUCCUCCACCAGAAGUGGAAAUCCCACCCACCACAAUCACCAUCGACAACGAAACCUACCCCAUCGUAGAAAUAUGCAGCACAGGCGACGUCCUCCUCGAUGUAUCCUUCGAAAACACAAACGCAUGCAAUAAAUCCAUACCAGUAGAUCUCAUCCGCAAGCUGAAAACGUCCAAAUCACCCAUUCCCUCGCCGAGAAUCUUUUACCGAGUGCGGUUGGAUACACUGAAGAAGAGCUCGGAUUACUUCAAGCAUCUUUUGGGACCUUCAUUUGCGGAAGGGGCUGCCGUCAUUGAGGCAUUCGAGAAGCUUUCAAAGUCUGGAUUGAACCCUACCGAAAUCGAUGCGGAGCUUCUGCCUAGGAUCGAGAUUGUGGAUGAGGAUGUGGCGACGAAGACGUUGGGUAGGGAAGUCAUAUUUGGGGACAUGUUGCGGAUAAUACAUGGUGCAGUAUGUUGGAUAGCCGAUUUCUUUCCGGGGUAGGGUUGACGAAAGACCUAGGAGCAUACCACGAAACCGAUUAUGUUGAACAUCCUAACGGUACUGGUCGUAAUGGCAGAUCGAUAUAGUGUUCUAUCGUUGGUCUCUCGAUAUUUCCAAAAGACUUUCAAAGCAUACAAAUACCCCGCAACCUUGGAUAAGAAAGCCGAAGAAAUUCUACGCCAAAAGAUCCUUGUAUUUUACCAUACAGAACAAUCCCUCAAUUUCUGUGCUGCCACGAGGGAGUUGAUCCUCAGAGGUUCCUUAAGAUGGACGGGUGCAGAGGAAACCACAGGUGAUUUUCAAACCGCAUGGUGGGACCUCCCAGACGGCCUAGAAGGUAACGCCCAUCCAACCCUCCCCGCUCUUCCACCCGCCCAAACUGCGCUAACCCCCUUCCUUAGCCGAACUAGCCCACCGCCGCGCCUGUGUCCUCCGCACCAUAGCCUCAAUCCAAACCCAAUGUCUGACCCUCUACUCCUCCCGAGACCUCCAAUGCAAACUCGGCUACGAGUCCUCCCACGCCUGCGACUCCUUCCAACUAGGCGAGAUGAUAAAAUUCCUCACUCGCAAAGGUCUCCUUUCCUUAAUCCCCUUUCAAGCCGUAAGUCCAGAAGACGAUGAGUAUAUAUGGCCCGAAGCAUACUCGGGUGAUGCAGAAACCCUAAUGGGACUCCUGAGACAAUGUCCCGGAUACCAGGUCAACGAGUACCACAAGUACUGCGGGCUCCGCACCAAGCUGCUAGGUCCAUUAGAGUACAUAAAAAGCUGUAUCGAAGUCGGCGUCGGUAUCUCUCUCGGAAGAGGGAAAAAUUGGAUGAACGAGUCUUGGAUUCCUUCCCCUUCCUCUUCCAUAUCCAAGACUAGCUUCUCUCCUAGGAAAGCAUUUACAGUUGGCACCACAGAUGAAGAGGAUACCUUCGACUACGCAACCGUGAAGAACAAAACGAGUAUGAUGGGACUAGGAGGCGCCAAGGCGGCAAAAGAGCUGUUCACGCAGAAGAAGUGGAAUUGGGUGAUGAAUGAGGAGAGGGGGGGUAUUGGUUUUGAGGAUGUGAAGCCUACUUUGAGACCUAGUGUUAAUCGGGGAUUUGAAAGUGGGUUUAGAUGGUAGAGUUUAGAAUAGAUAGUUAUGAGAGUUGUUUAUAAUUGGG
Molecule: messenger RNA, 2091 nt
Organism: Hymenoscyphus albidus
Lineage: Eukaryota; Fungi; Ascomycota; Leotiomycetes; Helotiales; Helotiaceae
Source: the annotation of a GenBank genome assembly